AUGGAUUAUCUCCUAUCGAGACUCGACCCUUCUAUGACCCCGGUGGCGCCGCCGCCUCCCGGUGUAGUAAGCAACUUCGUAGAUCCACCAUCGGUAGCGUGGGGACCGCGACUAGCUGUUUAUCUGACAUUCCCGCUUUUGAUUCUCGUCGCUUGCCUUCGAUUUGCAAGUCUCAUUGAUCGCAUGGAAGAUGUGGACGACUCCAAUGGGCGACAUAGUUGGGACACGCCGCUAACCACAUAUGAUGCCUCGUACUUCAAGAAAAACUUUGCCUCCAUCAUUGUCUAUAACGUCACUGCCACGUUGGCUAAGACCUCAAUUUUGGCUCUGUAUCUUCGGAUUUUCCGUCCGUUUCAGGCAGCUGUUGUCAUGAUCUGGGUCGGAGCUGUGGUGACAAUACUAUUGUAUACGGCGACUUCAAUCGUAGCAAUGGUCUCCGACAUCCCACGCCCAGGUGAUGGGGGAUGGGGAUCAGAAAAGACCAAUCUAAGGUCGGCGAAACCUUCCGGGCAGCUACUUGCUGCAGCAGGUGUAGGGGGUACGGUGACGGAUUUUUACGUGUUCUUACUCCCUAUCUAUUUCGUCUCAAAGAUUUCUAUGCGGGUUAACAGAAAGAUUGGCGUUGGCUGCCUCUUUCUAGCUGGUCUCAUACCAUGCGCCUGUUCCACUGUCGGUACUGUCUUCCGGUUCCAGUUCCUCUCAGCCACGACCGGCAUCGAUGGCACAUGGGUGGGGACUCAGAUGCAAGCACUUGCGUACGGACAACCUGUUUCAUCCUAUAAGUUUGCAGUUGUCGCUAACAAACUAGGAUACAGAAUCACCGAAAUCAAUACUGGCAUUUUCUGCGGCUGCAUGCCUGUCGCGUUUUGCCUGUUCAAAUCAACUUAUCAAUGGAUUGAGUCUGGUCUGGUGUCUUUCAAAGACCUCUUUAACUCCCUUCGAAGUAGGUCGUCCAUGAAAGCAGAAUCUUCCAGUAAUAAAAGCGAUGCUGCUCCAAACCUCUCAGAAAAGAUACCAAGAGGCAUCGUGACUGGACUGCGAUCAUUCAUGCAGAACGGUCUCCGGUCUAAGGCUGAGAAAACUGGAGCCGAUGGUACUAUCCCAUCCUACGUAGAUCUGCAUUCCAUCGAUUAUGAGACUUUCGGUCGAGUUUAGUGAAA
Molecule: messenger RNA, 1160 nt
Organism: Annulohypoxylon maeteangense
Lineage: Eukaryota; Fungi; Ascomycota; Sordariomycetes; Xylariales; Hypoxylaceae
Exons: 4
Coding region: 1-1155 (384 amino acids)
Source: RefSeq, a predicted model, not a curated record